GACUAAUGUUGUCGAUGUAGGUCAGAAUGGCUAAUGAAAGGCAAGGAUGUCGUAAUUGUCGCCGAAGACGGAUCAUCUGCGACAAAACUCUCCCCAAGUGUUUCAAAUGCGGUACGAGAAGUCUCGAGUGUCCGGGAUAUGGACCGAACUACAGAUGGAAGUCGACCGCCUACGAUCAAACACGAGUCAAGACUGAAGUGGAAGCCUUGGAUUUGAUUCAGGAACUUUCUGGUCAAGCUUCAAUGCACCAACUUUCGAGUUCUCUCGUCCAGACCAUGACCUCAGACCGUGGUGCUGAAUACACGCCACAACCCAAAGUAAUGCCUGCACCUCUGUUUAAUGCUUCUCAUCUGAGUUCGCUUCCCGGUUACAUUAACAAUUCAUUGUUUUCUCGCCUGUUGCAUCAUUAUGUCAUGGUUAUCACCCCCGAACUAGACUGGGUCGACACCGCCGAGAAUGUCCAUCGGAGCAUCAUCCCGUCAAUGGGCUUCAAGAUUCCGUCGAUUUGUUUUGCCCUUCUUGCAUUGUCUGCCGGCGAUUUGAGCACCAGGAUGAAGCUCAACGACCUUGAUUCACACAACUAUACCAAUAUUCAGCAAAGGCUUCAAGAAGACGCACUCACCCUUCUGUCGACGCAUCUACAGGCUCUCACUGCCUCAUUCGAGCCGAAAGGUCCAUUGAACAAAUCUCAACUACGAGAGAUGUUGGUGUCGGUCUUCCUUCUUGUCUGCUUGGGUGUUCGACUGGGCCGAAAUCAGAUCUGGGAAUUACACCUGCGAGCUGCUCGGGCGCUCAUCGACUCCUGGAAUGCUGCAGACGGAAUUGUUUCACAUGCAGGUUACGGAGUCGAGAGGUGUAUAAUUCAGCUACUCGGGGAGUUUCAGACCUGGCUUUCGAUUAUGACCUUUGGCCAAUCUCCAAGAAUUACCUUGAAGCGAGGGCCUGGAGAUUGGCAUGCGCCAUUUGACGGGUAUGUACAUGCCCUUGACCAAAUCACCAUAUUGGCACGCCGUCGGCUACGUCAGGUGCCAAUAGAUACCGCGAUGGAAGUGGACCGCCUCCUGAAGGAGCUCGAAGACACCAAAAAGACUACUCUGGAGUAUUCGCUGCAGAUACCAUUCAAUGCUGCCAAUGCCCGCAGUGCUUUCUCCUCACUCGUCGAGAUGUUCCACCAAGCAACCCUAAUCUAUCUAUUCCGGGCUGGGUUAGACCACGAAACCGCCACUAGAGCUUGUACAGCCCCAAAACUUCGACUUUUCCAGGUGUUGCGAGGGUUGCCCGACAUCGAGACGAUUGCACACAACAUGCCUUGGCCGCUGUUUAUUGCAGGCACAGAAUGCCAUGGAUGCGUUGAGAGUCAGAAGUUCGUCGAGGCCAAGAUGCAUGAAAUGAUUCGAUUGACUGGGACUCUGGAUCGACAUCGCAUGCUGAAAUUCCUUCAUGAGGUGUGGACAAGUGAAGAGAUGUGCGAGGGGGUGAAUUGGAUAUCUAUUGCCCAACGAUGGGAUUGGCAGGGAAAUGCCUUUCUCGUCCAAUGACCAGAAUACUUGAAUUCCAUCCUUGAUGAUUCUUCAACUUGUCUCGCUGGACAACUUGGAGCCAUUAUCAGUCAAGCAGCCAUCAGUCCCUCCUCUUUCCAACUACAUGUCCACGGUUUCUUCGUCCUCUACUCCGAAAAUGGCCCUCAUUGGAUCUUGGUAUUUGUAAAAUCCACACGAUGGCCGACUGAUGCCGUACCCCAACAACCGCUGGACUUGUGGAGUCUGAACUCUUGCAAGCUCGGGUGGUACCAUCAAGUACUGAUUCUCUGCUUGCCGGUAGAAUCCUUUGGUCAAGAAAAGACCCACAAUCUCCCGGACUUCGUCACUGAUAGUUGGACAAUUGUUAGAGGACAACAGGUUGUGAUCGCGGCUGGGAUCACGAAUAUACUUACCUCGUUAUGUUGGCUCCUCCGCCGUGAU
Messenger RNA from Exophiala mesophila, 1961 nucleotides. RefSeq lists its product as uncharacterized. The record is from RefSeq and is a predicted model, not a curated record. NCBI's taxonomy places the organism in Eukaryota, Fungi, Ascomycota, Eurotiomycetes, Chaetothyriales, Herpotrichiellaceae. The transcript is spliced from 2 exons. Gene Ontology annotation, biological process: positive regulation of transcription by RNA polymerase II. The coding region runs from base 27 to 1538 and encodes 503 amino acids. Gene Ontology annotation, molecular function: DNA-binding transcription factor activity, RNA polymerase II-specific; transcription cis-regulatory region binding; zinc ion binding. Gene Ontology annotation, cellular component: nucleus.